Messenger RNA from Orbicella faveolata, 1443 nucleotides. RefSeq lists its product as uncharacterized. Lineage: Eukaryota; Metazoa; Cnidaria; Anthozoa; Scleractinia; Merulinidae. Gene Ontology annotation, biological process: activation of innate immune response. The record is from RefSeq and is a predicted model, not a curated record. Gene Ontology annotation, molecular function: RNA binding; zinc ion binding; double-stranded DNA binding.
GGGAUGUGGCGAAAAAGAAACCAUUUCCCACGCUUUCUGCGUGUGCCACCUAGUGUCCCCUCCGUGGAACUGGGUGUCGAUGCUAAUUAACAAAUUAUAUACCACUCCUAUCUUACUAACUAAUCCCCUCAUUCUGCUUCGCCACGGCUUACCCCGGGGCAAGCAAGUUCACUUUUCAAAUGAGCUCUCCUCCUUUCUCAUUAAACUCACUUUAAAUGAACUGUAGGCCACUCGGAGAGGUCUCAGAGGGCUUCCGAUAUUUUUGCUUCCUUUAGCAAUCCUUUUAAGUUGAGAAUGAGUGAAGAAAGUGUUUCGAUUAGUCAAUUUACUAGCACCGCAGAGAGUGGGGAUGUCCCGGAUGCGAAACUGGUUGAUCCUGUUUGAGUGAAUUGUGGGCGGAGAUCACACCUGAGGUUCCAGUUCGAUGUACUUAGGAAUUUGGUUAGUAAUGGUUUGCGAUUCAAAUGUGUGGUGUUCCAGAGUGGUAGAGAUAAGUCUAGGCUCGUUAAAGAUCGCUCGGUUUAUUUUGCGGUUGAUACGAUGGUUACUAGUCAAACUAUCCUCGAGGCAUUUGACGCUGCUGGCAUUGAUAUCAAUGAAAUCACUACCAUCCAGAGGAAAGCUUCGAAUAAAACCUGGAUUGUAACGUUUGACUCCCAGCUAGCGAAAGAAGUAGCGUUGGAGGUCGCCCGUGUUGAGAUUGGUGGUUCAACCAUUUUCCUGGGCGACUGUGAAAACUGCCUAGUUCUUGUUAAGCUGUAUGAAGUGGCAGCUGAGCUGCCAUACACGGUCUUAAUUGGCCGUUUAAAUCAUUAUGGUCGUGUUUGCAGCUUUCGAAGGGAUAAAAUAGCACAGUUUAUUGAUAAUGGUGUGCGUACUGCUCGGAGGAGUUUCUCCCGGCAUAUUGCUUCGACCAUCAACCUGGCCGGUGAAUUCAUUUGUGUGUGGUAUCCAAGCCAACCUAAAACGUGUCAUAAUUGCGGUUCUGAAGACCACCUCGUGAAGGACUGUUCGUACGUUCGUUGUUUCAAUUGUGAACGUCUUGGUCACCACACGGAAAACUGCGAGGAACCGGCUAAGUGUACAGUGUGUAAGGCUGAUAACCACAACCUGGCCGAUUUUCCGUUUGUCCUUAAAAGUGCUAAUGUGGACAGCGGUUUAAAAGACGAUGCAGAGGAGACGGACGACAAAAAGCAGAAGGAAAAGCAGAAAUUUCGAGUAAAAUUGGAUCAGGCAAAGAAUAAACAGCAAGAAAUGGAACAACAAGGCCGCAUGGAAAUGGAGGGUGGGUGAUUGCACAAGGCGAGGCAGGAGAAAGACAAGGGUAGAGAAAGGAACAAAGACAAACAACAAAGGGGCGAAGAGAAAAGAGGUGUAAAGGUCGGGGACUCAAGGAAGAAGGCGGAGCGUGAUGAUAAAGAUCGGCGACAUGAAUCGGAGAAA